Messenger RNA from Rhagoletis zephyria (snowberry fruit fly), 2311 nucleotides. RefSeq names its product Rab GTPase-binding effector protein rabaptin-5 (gene Rbpn-5). The record is from RefSeq and is a predicted model, not a curated record. NCBI's taxonomy places the organism in Eukaryota, Metazoa, Arthropoda, Insecta, Diptera, Tephritidae. Gene Ontology annotation, molecular function: GTPase activator activity; metal ion binding. Gene Ontology annotation, cellular component: intracellular membrane-bounded organelle. Gene Ontology annotation, biological process: endocytosis.
GCUAAAGUGCGAAAGUCGAUUUUGUAAGACAUGCAAAAUUUUCAUUAAAAUGGAUGCUAAAGAAAAAAGUACACCUGCUCCCAUGGAAGAGUUAGCGCUAGGAGAUGAAAAUUUGCCAGAGCUUAUCGAAAACCUUCGGGAAGACCAAAAGAAAAUGCAAAAGGAAUUCAAUGCACAGCGCGCGAAAAUGAAGGAUCUUUUCCUGCAAAAAGAAACAGAACUGACAAAAUGUCAAGCGGAACGCAAAAACUUGCAACGCGAACUGGACGACCUGAAGAGCCAAUUUGUGGUGGCCGAUUUGAAGUCGGAAAAUGAGUUGCGGGUGAAAGAAAUGAAGGCACAGGAGGAAAUAUCUUCGUUGCAGCAAUUAGUACAAGAUACAAUUGAGGAGUCCACAAUACUAAAGGCUGAGUUAGAACGAUUAAAGGAAGAAAGCAAUCGACUAUGGCAGGAAAAUCGGGAAUUCCGGGAAAAUAUGCAACAGCAAUCGGAAUCAACUGGUUUAGCGCCGCAGCAAGUUUUAAAUCACGUAAAGAAAACCUUCCGUAAAUUUGGUGGCGAAUCUGCCGGCAAUGUAUUAUCAAGUAGUUUUGGCCCUCAGGAAAGCAUGGAUGACAACAAUAAAAACAAAAGUGGUAAAAAAGAUUAUGCGCAUGAGGAUGCAGAAGUACUGCGUUCGAUAGUGGUUCAAUUGCAGGAAGAAAUGGAAGCAUUGAAAGGAAAGUUGCGUGAAACAGAUGAUAAAUUGAGAAACCAAGAAGUCGGCACAGCGGCAAAUGUGGCGUCGAAAGAAACUGAUACACCUAAAAAUGAUCUAGCCAUAAAUAAAUCAACUUCCAUAGAUAUCAGUGCUAUUUCCUGUGAUGCCUGCUUGCAAUAUGAAAACCAAAUACAAGAACUGCAGGCAAAGAGUGUUGAAGAUAAAGCCACAAUUAUUGCAAUGCAAAAAGCAAUAGCAAUGUCGCGCGAAGAUCUACAAAAAGAGGCUGCUCUACGCAAAGACCUUGAGGACCAAUGGCAAGAGCGGCGCGAAGCUCACAAAACAGAAGUACAAAAACUGCGAGAGCAAGUAAAAUCAAACGAAGAGCAGUUACUGGAGUUGCAGCAAAAGUUUCUCGAUACAAAGGAAGAGGUAAUGCGUCAACUGCAACGCGUCACAGACGAGCGAGAACGCGUCAACAAACAAUUGGAAACUUUACAGGCAGACAAUGACUUUCUUUCCGGACGUUAUUUGGCCUCAUCGGAGGAAAUUGAAAGCCAAGAAAUCAAUUUACCCAACACUGUUGAAGAAUUGCAGGAAUUGAUAUUGCAACAACAAAACGACCUUAUACAAGCGCGCGUGAGCAGUGAAUUUGAGCGUAAAAAGUGUGUAACAUCGCUGGAUGAAAUUCAAAUUUUGCGCGAUCAGUUGGAGAAAAGCAAUAACGAGCGGCAGGCGUACAAGAAGAAGAUGCAAGCGGAUAACAAGUCGUGGCAAGAUCGCUUGACCGAGCAUUUGUUGAAAAUUCAAACCCAUGAAACAGCCAAGGCUACGCUAGAGCGAAAGGAAGCUGAGCUGAAUAGGCAGCUAUCGAAAUUUCGUGUUGAAGUAAUCGAAUUGCAGGAUUCCAUUGAAAAGUUAACCAAAAUGAAUGCAGACCAAAAGGCAAAAAUAAAAAUUCUUCAAGACGAUUUAGCCACAAGCGAGCAGGUGCAGAAGGAUUUUGUGAGAUUGUCGCAAAAUUUACAGAUGUCCUUGGAGAAGCUACGCAAAUCUGACACGGAGGUGCGCUGGCAGGAAGACGAGGAUGUAGAUAAUUGUCCUACAUGCAAUACCUAUUUCACAGUGACAGUACGUAAAAUUCACUGUCGUCAUUGUGGCCUCAUCUACUGUGACAAAUGUCUGACGAAAACGGUGCCUUCGGGUCCACGAAAAAAAAUUGUACGUGUCUGUGAUAUUUGCCAUACUCUGUUAACACCAAAUACAGCGCCCUACUUUAGUCAGGAACCCCUGCCAAAUAACUAAACAAAAAUGCGCUAUUUCAUUUAUACUUACUCUUAAGUACUGGGUACUAAAUUGAAAUUCAUUUAGAUAGUCUGACAAUUUAAAUGUCUCGUGAAAUUUAUUUUCGUUGUCGUCUUUAAUAUGUUUAAUAUCUACUCAGAAAAACGAAGUAGAAAUAACUAAUUUAAAUAACAACAUUCGAAAUAUUGAACAUUUUCUUUGUUAAAUAUAUAUGUAUGUAAAGUAAAACAAAGAAAGAAAGCAGGCAUAUCCAGUCAUAGCUCCACUCAUUAAAUGAGUAACAUUUGUGUUUUUGCUUCACGCAAA